AUGGACAACAAGUGUGGGUGCUGGGCUGUCCUCAAACGCGGCGUUAGUGGUACCUGCAAGUCCUCUGCCUCCAAAGACUCUGUUAACACUAUCCCUCGCACUAGUCUUGUUUAUGAUGCAGCAACGGAGACCAGAUAUCUUAACGCUAGCAAUAGGGACCUCCUGCCCCCUAAUGAAGCCCAAUUAUCCUCUGAUACUCCCAAUCCACCACCAUCAGAUGAGAAGCCUACUCGCCAGUUGCUCCAAUUUACUUUUCAGGAGCUCAAAUCUGCAACCGGGAACUUCAGACCGGAUAGCAUUCUAGGCGAAGGUGGAUUUGGAUACGUCUUCAAAGGGUGGAUAGAGGAAAAUGGAACAGCACCAGCAAAACCUGGAUCAGGGAUUACAGUAGCAGUUAAAAGCUUAAAGCCAGAUGGUCUCCAAGGCCAUAGAGAAUGGGUGGCCGAAGUUGACUUUCUGGGACAGCUCCACCACCCUAAUCUUGUAAAGCUUAUUGGAUAUUGCAUUGAAGAUGAUCAAAGGCUGCUUGUUUAUGAGUUUAUGACCCGCGGGAGUCUUGAAAAUCAUCUUUUCAGAAGGACUAUACCUCUGCCAUGGUCCAAUAGGAUUAAGAUUGCACUUGGUGCGGCAAAAGGAUUGGCCUUUCUCCAUAAUGGUCCAGAACCAGUCAUCUAUAGAGAUUUUAAGACAUCCAACAUUUUACUUGAUUCGGAAUACAAUGCAAAGCUAUCAGAUUUUGGUUUGGCGAAAGCCGGGCCUCAGGGAGACAAAACACAUGUUUCUACCAGGGUUGUUGGAACAUAUGGCUAUGCUGCUCCAGAGUAUGUGAUGACAGGACACUUGACAUCUAAAAGUGAUGUUUACAGCUUCGGCGUAGUUUUACUUGAGAUUUUAACAGGAAGAAGAUCGAUGGACAAGAAACGCCCUAGCGGAGAACAAAACCUUGUGGCCUGGGCUCGGCCACAUUUAGCUGACAAGCGAAAGCUUUCCCUUCUAGUGGAUCCACGCUUGGAAUUGAAUUACUCCAUUAAAGGGGUACAGAAAGUCUCACAAUUGGCUUACAACUGCCUUAGCAGGGACCCAAAAUCCCGGCCUACAAUGGAUGAAGUAGUGAGGGUUCUUACUCCAUUGCAAGAUCUUAAUGACCUGGCCAUCUUAUCUCAUCACUCUCGUUUAUCUCAACAAGGAAGGCGCAAGAAGAAACCUGAUGGAGCUCACCAGCUCACCUACAGCCAAUCUAAAAGCAUCAGAGAUUCUCCGUUGAAUACUGGCAAGCAGCAACGUAGAGCCAAAGGGACAAUGGAAGAGGCUAUGAAAGAUGAAUGA
Messenger RNA from Prunus armeniaca (apricot), 1326 nucleotides. The record is from the annotation of a GenBank genome assembly. Lineage: Eukaryota; Viridiplantae; Streptophyta; Magnoliopsida; Rosales; Rosaceae.